GCCCCGGCCGCUCUGGGGUGCGAGCCGCACGGCGCAGACUCCCUCCGUAUCAGUUUCGAUCGGCACCCCGCCCCCUCCCUGGCCGCCCCGCCCCACUCAGGGGCCCCCCGGACCGCCGGGCCGGGCCUGGCUGUAGGCCCCAGUGACAGUAGCCCCCUCGCCUCAGAGAGAAGCCACCCCCUUCCGACAGGUCGGGCUGCGCGCUGCUCCGCGCUGCGUGUUGGGGCGCGGCGUCGCGGGACUGUUCAGGGUCCGCCCCGUCCCGACUCAACCCGUGCCGUGGGCGAGUGUGUCGCGGGUAGCCGCGCCGUGUCCGGGGCGCGUCAGUCUCCGCGUCAGCUGCCGCGACCCUCAGCAGAACAGCCAUGGUCGAACCGUGGAGCGCGGUCCCGGGGCCCAGCUGACCAGCGAGCACGGGCGGGCGGCGGGGGCCGGCGGGGCGCGGCGGGGCGGGGCGGGACGGGGGCGCGGGUUCCUCCUUCCGCCGCGCGCGCCGGGCCGCGGGCCGCGGCCGGCAUGAAGUGCCUCGUAGGCAUUCUGUGGAUUGUGCUGGCGCUCGUCUCAAGCUGCUCAGGGAACCCGGAUGCAAAACGCCUCUACGAUGACCUGCUCUCCAACUACAACAAGCUCGUCCGGCCCGUGGUCAACGUCACAGAUGCCCUCACCGUCCGCAUCAAGCUCAAACUCAGUCAGCUCAUCGACGUGAACCUGAAGAACCAGAUCAUGACGACCAACUUGUGGGUGGAGCAGUCGUGGGACGACUACAAGCUCAAGUGGGACCCCAGGGAGUACGGUGGCGUGGAGAUGCUGCACGUCCCCUCUGACCACAUCUGGCGGCCGGACAUCGUCCUCUACAACAAUGCGGACGGUAACUUCGAGGUGACGCUGGCCACCAAGGCGACGCUGAACUACACGGGUCGCGUUGAGUGGAAGCCGCCCGCCAUCUACAAGUCGUCGUGCGAGAUCGACGUGGAGUACUUCCCCUUCGACGAGCAGACGUGCGUGAUGAAGUUCGGCUCCUGGACCUACGACGGCUUCCAGGUCGACCUCCGCCACAUCGACGAGGUUCGCGGGUCGAGCGUCGUCGACAUCGGCGUCGACCUGAGCGAGUUCUACACGUCCGUCGAGUGGGACAUCCUGGAGGUGCCGGCCGUGAGGAACGAAAAGUUUUACACGUGCUGCGACGAGCCUUACCUCGACAUCACCUUCAACAUCACCAUGCGGCGCAAGACGCUGUUCUACACCGUCAACCUCAUCAUCCCCUGCAUGGGCAUCUCUUUCCUCACCGUCCUCGUCUUCUACCUGCCGUCGGACAGCGGCGAAAAGGUGUCACUGUCCAUCAGCAUCCUGCUGUCGCUCACUGUGUUCUUCCUGCUGCUGGCCGAGAUUAUCCCUCCCACUUCCCUCGUCGUGCCCCUCCUGGGCAAGUUUGUGCUCUUCACCAUGAUCCUCGACACGUUCAGUAUAUGCGUGACGGUGGUGGUGCUCAACGUGCACUUCCGGUCGCCGCAGACGCACACGAUGGCGCCGUGGGUGCGGCGCGUCUUCAUCCACGUGCUGCCCCGGCUGCUCGUCAUGCGCCGGCCGCACUACAACCCGGACCGGCGGCGCUGGGAGGGCGGCCUGCCGGCCUCGGCCUCGGCGUCGAGCGCGGGCAUGGGCCCCCGCGUCAUGGUGCGCACGUGCAACGGCCUCGAGAUGCGCGACAGCGCCGAGCGAGAGACCUCGGCCUCGGACCUCGUCGACUCGUACCCGCAGGGCUACUCGCAGGGCUACAGCCACGACGACGAGUUCAGAGAGCUGGGUGUUUCCGGGACGCUGACGGGCAGCACUUGCCGCAUCCACGGGACGCCGCCGCCGCCGCUGCUGCUCGGCGACCUGGCCGGGCUUGCCGGCAUGGCGGGGCUAGACUCGCCCGGGGUGGGGCCUCCCCUAGACCCGCUGCUGCCCGCCUCACCGCUCAACGCCUCCCCGCCGCCGAGGCCCUCCAGCCGGCCGCCGCCCGAGAUGCCGCACUUGCGCGCCUCGAGCUCCAGGCACUGGCACCACUGCCCCGAGCUGCACAAGGCCAUGGACGGCGUGUGCUUCAUAGCGGACCACACCAAGCGGGAGGAGGACUCGACCAGAGUGAAAGAAGACUGGAAGUACGUGGCCAUGGUGCUGGACCGGCUGUUCCUCUGGAUCUUCACGCUGGCGGUGCUCGUGGGCACGGCCGGCAUCAUCCUGCAGGCGCCCACGCUCUACGACGACCGCAUGCCCAUCGACGUGCGCCUGUCCGAGAUCGCGCAGACCACGGCCAAGCCGCACAUAGCCUCGGGCCUCUGAGGCACUAGGCUAGGACACGCACUGGACUGUCUCGGCCUCGGCCCAACAUCAGCGUGCGCUGGACUGGACUUUGCCCUUGUGUACUGCACGCAGUGCUGCAGCACCCUCGUCGCCCGCCGGUGUGCAGGGUGUGGCCCCCUCUCUCUCGCGACACAAACGAAAAGCACAAACUACAUGUAAGCCGACGACGUGCGUUGUACUAACUGUACUACUAUUUAGUUCGGUCCGUUAUUCAUAGGCAAACUGCUGCUUUCUUUUCCUAAAUACAACGUGGGAUUUGUUGAUAUUUUACCAAAAAAAUGAUAAACGUUGCACGUCUUUCUCAUGGUGUUCAUUUGUGAUAGCCGCGGAUCAUUAGGUUGUAAGUAGAUGAAUUUAAAUAAAUGAUUUACCAUCAUAUUGCUCAGAAGUGAUAUACAUUGUUAAAUAAAUUGACGAUUGUAAAUUAAGUUGAUGGCGAAUCUCGUCGGACGUUAUUUCUAAACGGAUCCAAUAUAUCCGUCACGAGAAAGGUUAUGUAUAUAUACAAGAAGACACAAAAUAUUGUGAAUCUAGAGACCAAAGUCACGGAAUGCGAAGAGUAAUAAUUAUUGUUAUUAUUUGAAAUGAUUACUAUAUCUUAACUUCUCCUAAACCAAUAAGUUUAAGUUGUUAGUUUGUUGGGCUGUGCGCAGCGGGCCUGGCACUGCUCAAUAGCGUGUUCCACUGCCAUCAUUUAGAGCUGCCAUUAAAUGAAAGAAAGAGCUGUGGGCUGUACUCGCGAGAAGCACUUCCACGUGAUGGGGGAUUACGAUUACACCUAUAUCUGACGUGGCAGUGGUUCUAGCAGCGCAGCCAGCCGUUCCCAUCCGUACUAAAAUUACCUCCUCUCCUGGACAGACACGUCGCUAUAACUUUUCUUAUUUUUGUUCACAUACUGCGUUUUGGUGUACCAUUGGAAAUCGCGCCUUCACGUUGUCUUUGCCCUCAUCCGGGCAGCAGAAUAUCCCAGAGGGGUGAAUCACUUUUAUACUGACGUAAUUUAUUGGUUUGAUAUUUUGUUUAAAAACUGUCGUUUUGUUGACGUAUUUAUUUAUAUGAUUUGAAUUUCAAUGUUUAAAAUAUCAGAAAAGCUGUACCUACUCGUGUUCCCCUCUCCUUGGUAGAAGUGACUCACCCCUUGGACUAUCAAGACAGGAAAUUUAUAGAAUCUCGCUUAUUUUAUGAAACUAAUCGGGAAAAAUGGAGACGAGCGAUGUCGGGGCCGAACCUUUUCUGAAAGGGGGGGAAAUUCAUAGACUGUAAAGAGAAUUGGUUGUAUCUGAACGGAUAUCUCUGAAGAAAAAAAUAUAGCUCUAUUGAAGGAAUUAA
Messenger RNA from Frankliniella occidentalis (western flower thrips), 3675 nucleotides. RefSeq names its product acetylcholine receptor subunit alpha-like. Lineage: Eukaryota; Metazoa; Arthropoda; Insecta; Thysanoptera; Thripidae. The record is from RefSeq and is a predicted model, not a curated record. Gene Ontology annotation, molecular function: acetylcholine-gated monoatomic cation-selective channel activity; transmembrane signaling receptor activity. Bases 517 to 2325 code for a protein of 602 amino acids. Gene Ontology annotation, biological process: nervous system process; signal transduction; monoatomic ion transmembrane transport. Gene Ontology annotation, cellular component: postsynaptic membrane; synapse; neuron projection. The transcript has 11 exons.